AUGCCGACCGUGUAUCUUGUGAGAGAGUGCAGCACGAGGUAUGGUAAAACGAACGACAUUCGGUUCCAUAAGUUACCGGACGAUCCACAGCGAAGAUCGGCCUGGCUUCGAGCCAUUGACCGCGAUGGCCCAGACGACAUCGGUAGGAGCCAGGGCUACCUGUGUUUGCAUCACUUUUUAACUGGGGACUACGAUAUGAACAUCGAAGUGCGGCGAAGCCUUGGCCUGGAAACGAAACGGGGGCGUCUCAAGCCAGAUGCUGUGCCCACGCAACAUCUCUGGUUCGACGCACCACCAAAGAAACGAAGGUCUGAGGAUCUCAACGGCUCACCGGACGUCGUUGACAUGAUUGUCGAAGAAGGGCCGAUUUUACGUCGAACAGUAGACGGCUGGACACAAACGACCAAAAACGCCGUCACAGCUCUCUGUCAGACUGACGGGGGAGACGUCCAAACACAGUAUACGAUAGUCAUUUUUAGUCUGGUGCAACGAUUUCCUUUAGGGCGCAUCAAGAAGAAGCUGGCUGCUCAACCGAAGCGUGCUGGAUGUGGCGUGCUCAAAGUCUGGAUCCAGCCAGCCAGCAACCAUCUCUUCUGGUGUGCUGCCAUCUGUGACGGCAGCCAAGACUUGCUCGACGACAUGUGGCGGAGCAUACAAGCCCACGUCAUCAACAUACACGAGGACCACCCAGGUCUUUACACACACUGUGUCCAUGAUGAAUUUGGACAAAGUCAAUGGCUCGUUCCUGGUAAUCACGUUUGUGAUUGA
Messenger RNA from Ixodes scapularis (black-legged tick), 768 nucleotides. RefSeq lists its product as uncharacterized. The transcript has 3 exons. The record is from RefSeq and is a predicted model, not a curated record. Bases 1 to 768 code for a protein of 255 amino acids. NCBI's taxonomy places the organism in Eukaryota, Metazoa, Arthropoda, Arachnida, Ixodida, Ixodidae.